Saccostrea echinata is the source of this 4378-nucleotide messenger RNA. Its product is annotated as phosphofurin acidic cluster sorting protein 1-like. The coding region runs from base 18 to 2543 and encodes 841 amino acids. Gene Ontology annotation, biological process: protein localization to plasma membrane. The record is from RefSeq and is a predicted model, not a curated record. Lineage: Eukaryota; Metazoa; Mollusca; Bivalvia; Ostreida; Ostreidae. The transcript has 22 exons.
UUUAAUUAAAAAUAAACAUGGCGGAGAAGUCUGCCAAAACGAUGGGGAUCGGCACAAAACCUGUGCCUAUGAAAUUCUUCGCUGUUUUGGAGGUGGAGAAAACAGCCCCAAGUUGUAUUCCAAGGUUAUGUACCCUCACGUUGAGCAGACUUAUCAUACAUAAAUCACUGGAAAAUGAUCUGAAUUCCGUGAUUAUUGCUGUUAAAAUGCAGAAUUCUAAGAGAAUUUUGAGAUCAAAUGAAAUCAUUGUACCACCUGGAGGUUUACUGGAUACAGAGUUAGACCUCACGUUUUCUCUUCAGUAUCCACACUAUUUAAAAAGAGACUGCAAAUUACAAGUGAUGUUACAAAGAAGGAAGAAAUACAAAAACAAGACCAUUCUAGGAUACAAAACCCUUGCUGUGGGCCAUGUCAACAUGACACAUGUUUUACAGAGAACACAUGAUAAGGACCUAUCUCUGUACAGUGAUCAGAAAGACAACACAGAGAAGUUGGCCACACUGGUCAUGUUACAGCUGUCUAGUCAGCCUGUGGACCACACAGAGAAUGGCCAGAGGAAGACAACUCUGUCAGAUGUUGAUCGUUCCCCAGACAUUGAUAAUGAAUCGUACGAUGAAGACGAUCAAGAAGAAUGGUCAAAUGAUGACAUCAGUGAUCCCGAGGCAUUAGACGAGGAUGGAAGACUGAGAGCAAGAAAAUCCAACCGAACACAGGCCCGAGGGGUAGCCACAGCUAGAGGAAGAGUCAGCCAACAGAGGAAUUUUAAACAGAAAAUUGUAUCAUUGCUUCGAAAAUUCAAGAUCACAGAGGAGUCAUUAGACCCAGAAGAGUUCCCCGACACAAAUCAGGACCCAAACGAUGACAUCGAAGACUUAAUUGAUGAGCUGGCAGAGAGCAUGAGUGACAGUGGCCAGGAAAUGGACCCAGAUGCUGUCAGUGUUAUUUCAACUCCUAAACCAAGACUCAGACCAUUUUUCCAAGGCAGAACAAGCACUGUAGAACCUGACGAUGGUAGUAAGGACCCUGAUAAAAAUAGCGAUGAUGCAACUUCCAUCAAAAAGGAACCUGAAAGUCUGAUGGAAAAAGAACAGGUAGAAGAUCACAAAUCUUCUCCAGAAACAAAAGGCAAAAUUAGUCAUGGCCGCAGUCGAUCGUAUCGAGAGGGAAAACACAAUAAAGGGGAGCGACAUCGUCGUCACAGUACUGGUCUAAUUCACGGAUCGGUUAGUACCGCGGAGAAGGAGCAUGAACUAACACACAGUCCGAGGAAAGCCUUGAUGGAACAGUUAGGGGUGGUGUUUGGGGGAUCAGAAGACAAUCUACCGGAAUCUGUCAUGUUGGUCAAUACCUCAGAUUGGCAGGGACAGUUGUUUCACCAGAAGCUUCAGGAUCACAAUUAUAAUGUUAUAUGUACGUGUGGAGAACCUGAUGUUAAGGCAUCUAUUAAUGCUCUGGUGUCCAAAAUUCAGAAAUACUGUAACAGUAACUCCAAGGCCCCAAGUGCUAUCAAGGUGUGUAUAGCGGGAAGUGAUAGUUAUAUCAACACAGUCCUCAGACCCUAUGUUGAGCAGUUCUCAGCUAAACCUCCAGACUGGCAGACAUACGUCAAGUUCCUCAUCAUACCAUUUGGCUCCAGUUCUAUAGGGAAGUACAUAGGUAGUCUGGACAGUACUUACAGUGCUUUGUUCCUUGACCAAAAUUGGAAGGAUACAUUUGAAAAGAAUGAUGCCCCAAAACUGGAUUCUCAAGACAUUAUAAGUCGAGUAUCAAAGUAUGUCAACUGCUCAGGGUCAGUGGUACAAAUCCCGAUCGCUGAGGCUAUGGUGAUGUGUAGAGCCAAAAGUGGUGAAGAGGAUUCAUCUCAAAUAUUGAUUCCAUUCAUCAGUGAGGUUAAGAUUGGCAGUUGUGAUGUUAUGAAUGCCUCCAUGGACUUUGAGGACACUGGUAAUACACUGGUCAACUCUCCAUCAUUGUCCAGUUCUCCUCCCAGUAACAUGAUGACCCUGGACAAACCCAAGAUGGACAUCUCCACCCCUCCCAGCUCCCCCAAUGUCAGUGUCUCCACAAACACCAGUCAAAGCACCAUGCCCCCCACCAUGGUUCCCUCUGGUGAAUUUCUGGAACUACAGGUGGACUACUGGACAACAGCCUCCAAGUCUGACAGCACUGAGAAAACCGACAAGGCCAGUAAAAAGGACAGUAAUAAGUGUACACUGAAGACGACGUUCCGGUCGCUACAGGUACAGCGUCUGGCUCAGAAUCCUGUAGACCUCAAUGCUUUUUCCAUGGUAGUGGUUACUAAGGAGAAGAAACAUAUAAUUAUGAGGCUGGGGAAGAAAGCCAAGGAGGGAGAAUCUAAGAGUCAGAUUGUGGAGGGAAUUAAUCGACUGAUCUGUACAACCAAGACACAAAGUUACUCACUCAAAGUAAUGGUGGAUGGGGUGGAAUGGACAGGGGUGAAAUUUUUCCAGUUGUCAACAAAUUGGCAAACCCACAUAAAACAUUUUCCAAUCACCCUCCAUGGGAAUCCCGACCCCAUCUGACCUCCUCCUCCAGCAGGUCUCACAGUGUCUAACCACCAAGGUGCAUCCUGGGAAAAUUCAGACAGAGGUGUUUUAUAUAUCAGGGCUUCCCUCUUUUACCAGAGUUUUUUUUUUUUUUGUAACAACACAUUUUUAUCAAAGAUAAGCUUACCAUAACCAGCCAUAUUAACUUGAUUCAUGACAAUAGUUUGUGAUUUUCACGGAGUAGUUUUUUUAUGCAGACAAGUGCUAGCAAUUAUACGUACAUUAGAUUAUAAAAAAGCUUUGACUUGCCUCUUAGUUUACGACAACAUUGUUCAUAAUAAAAUAUUGGAAUUGUACAUGUAUAUUCCUUUUCUAAUUAAUAUAGGAAUAUUUUCCAAUCAAAUGAUUAGUAAUGUACAUAUUGUGAUAAAGAUCAUUAACAGUGCUAAUGUAAAUCUGAGUGUUUUGUUGAAAGUGAGAGAGUGGUACUCUGUAGAAAGCAUAAGUCAUCUGGAUUUGCUUUCACACAUUUUGUUGUGUAGGUCCUUUUCAAGUGACAUUUUUUCAUAGGUGCUUAAUUAUAAGAUUAUGUCAGUGAGUUGUCUCAGUUUUUCUAUAGGGAGUUAGAUCAAACAAGGCCAGUAGAGAGUUGUCUCCCUGUCAUUGUGUUAUUAAGUCUUAAUGUCCUCAGUAUUGUACUGCAUUGACUAAUCUCUGCACGGAUAAUGUACUUAAUUGAAAAAAAAAUGUAUUAUUAAUUCUGUAUGAAGAUAAUUUAAUGUUUUAUUUGUGGAAUUCAUUUUGGGCAUGUUCAAACUUUUAUGUGUAUAUGUGUACAAUGUGUAUUUAACCAAGAACAAAACUUGUGUACAGGAAAAUUAACCAGCCCGUGUUUGUACAUGUAGUUUUUUAUGUUGGAAUUUUUCUGACAUGACCCUACUUUUGUAAUGUUUGUGUUGUUCUAUAUACAUGUAUCUACGAUCUGGAGAUGCUCCACAUGACUAUACCGGUACUUGUGUGUAACAUGUUGUCUUAGAGACUAACGACAGAUGAUUUGAGGGGUAGACUUAUAGAUGGAUCUCCUGGUUUAAGGUAGUUAAGAUAUAGCAGCAUGGCAUUUCAUUCUGGGAUUUUUUAAAUUGUGUCGAUUUUCGUUGACACUCCAUGGUGAUCAUGUCCCAUCAUUUUAUAUUACCUGUUGGACAUCAAUAUCAUUACUACAUGUACCUGUACAUAUACCGAACACAACUAGUAAACAAUUCACUGAAACAUGUACAUGUAAUUGAUUAUUUUCUGUAAACUAAAGCAUUAUAUUCAAUGUUGCCAUGUCAUGUCAUUUUUAGCUCACCUGAGCUGAAAGCUCAAGUGAGCUUUUCUGAUCACCCGUUGUCCGUCGUCCGUCCGUCCGUCUGUCCGUCCGUCUGUAAACUUUUCACAUUUUCGACUUCUUCUCAAGAACCACUGGGCCAAUUUUAACCAAACUUGGUGCAAAGCAUCCUUGGGUGAAGGGGAGUUUAAAUUGUUAAAAUGAAGGGCCAAGUCCCCUUCAAAGGGGAGAUAAUCAAGAAAAUACAAAAAUUGGGUGGGGUCAUUAAAAAAUCUUCUUCUGAAGAACCACUGGGCCAGAAAAGCUGAAACUUAUGUGGAAGCAUCCUGGGGUAGUGUAGAUUCUAAAUUGUUCAAAUCAUGACCCCCGGGGGUAGGGCGGGGCCACAAAAGGGAAUCCAAGUUUUACCUUGAAAUAUGUAGUAAAAAUCUUUAAAAAUCUUCUUCUGAAGAACCACUGGGCCAGAAAAGCUGAAACUUAUGUGGAAGCAUCCUGGGGUAGUGUAGAUUAUUAAUUGUUCAAAUCAUGACCCCCGGGGGUAGGG